CGCUAUAUAAAUUUAAGCAAUUAUCAUUAUUAUUAAAUGCAGUUGCGAAGAGUUGUGUUGCUGUGAUUGAGUGAUCGAUUUUACUACCUGCUGAUUCUCAGUUUUGUGGCCCGAUGCUGUACUGGUUAAAAGUGUGAAUGUUUAGCGGGCAUGUACACUGUAAAAGAGGAUGUGUUUGCCUUGUUCUGUUGCCAUAUGGCAGGGACUUUGAGAGGCAGGGUAUUGUACUGAGGAGAAGGGUAGUGAAGACUUGAUGUCACUAGAUGUACAGGUCUCCCCAGGUGCCCUUGUGAGGGAAGAGAGUUCUGUUGGGAACAGCAGUUGGCAAUUGUCCUGCGUCUGUCAAGAUCAGAUGAGCCUUGCGUUUGCAAAUGGUUACUUGUUCUCUCUGCUUGGCCUGGUUUAUUUCUUCAAGAAGGACUGUAUACCAAACCUACAGUGCAGUAAAUUAAAUUCACAGUAUUUUCUACUCUGCAUUUUAAAGUCAUAAAAACUUUAAAUGUCUAAAAUAAAAUGACGUGUAGCAUAAAGCAAAUUCUGGUCUGCCUUUGUCCUGGCCAGUGCAAACCCCAAACUCAAGCUAAGAGUUUGUGAUGAGUUUAAGAAAACAGGAGCCACUUUUACGAUUCUAGCUUCUCGUUUUACCCCUCGUUUAUCCCUCAAUUGUAAAGCCCUCAGUUGUAAAAUUAAAUACAGUCCCCAUGCAUUUGACAAUGUUUUUUAGUUAUGAAAUGUGUAUGUGGGAAACAUCUGGUAAAAUAAUAGCAGUAGUAUCCUUACAACAUCCUCAGAAAUACUGAAAUAUAUAAGGGCAAAAUGAAAACUGUCUUGAGUUUUCCAGGUGUAACAGCUCUGGUUUUGUAUUUAAAAUAAGAUGGGUUCCGUUUAGAAAGGUUCACCUUGGAAAAGUGUGCCGAUAACAGCUGAACUGCGUGCAUGAGGCGUGUGGACAGCAGUGUUCUGUGUGUUGCCCCCCUCAGUAUGGGAUGACCCCGCUGAUGCACGCGGCGUACAAGGGCAAGGCAGACAUGUGCAGACUGCUUCUGCAGCACGGCGCAGACGUGAACUGCAAUGAGCACGAGCAUGGAUACACCGCCCUGAUGUUCGCUGGACUUUCAGGCAAGACGGACAUUACCUGGAUGAUGCUGGAGGCCGGAGCCGAGACAGAUGUGGUGAACUCUGUAGGACGGACAGCUGCCCAGAUGGCAGCUUUCGUUGGCCAGCAUGACUGUGUGACCGUUAUCAACAACUUCUUCCCACGAGAAAGGCUGGAGUAUUACACCAAACCACAGGGCCUGGAGAAGGACCCGAAGCUCCCCCCUGGGCUGGCCAGCCCCCUGCACAAGAUCAUAAUGACCACCAACCUCAAUCCGGUGAAGGUGGUGAUGAUGGUGCAGGAGCGCCCCCUGCUGGCCGAUGUGGAAGCCCUGGGGAAAUGUCGCAGAGUCCUGGACCUUAUCUGCGAGAAGUGUGUGAAGCAGAGAGAUAUGAAUGAAGUGCUGGCUAUGAAGAUGCACUACAUCAGCUGCAUUCUUCAGAAGUGUGCCGCGUUCCUUAAGGAACAAGAGGACAAACUGGAUGGACUUGUCAAGAGCCUGCUGAAAGGGAGAGACAGCGAUGGUUUUCCAGUGUACCAGGAGACGUUUAUCAGGAAGUGCAUCAGGAAGUUUCCUUAUUGCGAUGCCACUCUCCUGCAGCAGCUAGUAAGGAGCAUUGCUCCUGUAGAGAUUGGAAAUGAUCCAACAGCUUUCUCUGUGCUGACUCAAGCCAUCACUGGCCAGGUGGGCUUCAUGGAUGCGGAGUUCUGCACCACCUGUGGUGAAAAGGGUGCAGAUAAAAGGUGCGCUGUUUGCAAAAUGGCUAUAUACUGUAACCAGUCAUGUCAAAAAUUACACUGGUUCACACACAAAAAGGUGUGCAAGAGGCUGAAAGAACAAAGAGAAAAGCAAGAAGCAGAAUCUGCCAAACAGAAAGAAAAAUUAGAAAAGGAAAAACAAGUCAAUGCUGAAAGCGCUGAAGUGGUAGAAGACGCCUCUAACACUGGGCAAGAUCGAGCUGUGGACCAAGCCAAAGAAAAGGAGUCUGAAAGUGAAGACUCGUCUACCGGUCGGUCAAAUACAGCUGCUCCUGGCACAGCUCGGAGCUCCGAGGAGUGACGUCUUGAACGCCUGGCACUGGAAAGUGGGGCAGCAGAGAAUUCGAGUUUUGGAAAAGCAGGAGUCGCACUUCGUGGACACGUUGUCCCACUGCCUUGCUGCCGGGCAAGCAGAGGAAAACAGACUCCCCACCGGAAUUAGAAUUGAAGAACAUGAAGAGCGACGUCUGCCCACCAUGGUCAAGUCUUACUGUCUGUUUGUGGAAACAGUCUAGUUACAAUUAUGCUAUUUAAAGAAAUAGUACUAAUUAUGGGAACUAUUUUGUUGAGGCAUUUCUGCCAAAUAAUAGUGUAUGCCAUUUUACAGAAGGAAACCCCAAUUGGUUGAUGCUACUAAAGUCCAGUUGUUUCUUGUGUUGAAAUCGCCAAGGCUGUUUUUUUAAUAUGUUAAUUCAACUAUUUAUUUCGUUUAAACCACAAUGCAAGAUUUUUUUUCUCUGAAGGGAUUCGUGCUCGUGUUAAUGUUUUCACUCCUGAAGGAGAGCACAGUGUGUCAUCUUCGGAAAUGUGGGGCACAAAUUACUCAUUGGUAUUGUCCUUUUGUUGAAAGUAAAAGAUAGGUGGGCAUUUCUUGAGAGGAAAAUGCAAGCUGAACAGGCACGAGGCAACCAUGAGAAGGUCUCCGUUUCGUUUUAGCUGUUGUAGCUUGGGUUGCUAUGAAACAUGAAGUUGUACACUUCAUUAUAAUAACUGGAGGAUCAGGAUUAUGCUUUUGCCCUUUAGAGUUCAAACAUUUGACUCUAAGCAUAUACACGUGCUGUACUACAUCAUAACCAAAUGAUAACCAACACAUCUGCGGGGUUUAUGAGCUGAAACGGUUAUCUGUACAUUCUUGCUGUUGUUUUUGCUUUGUGCUCAGAUGUUGUUUUUUUUCCACCCAGAACAUUUUCAGAAUGCGUACUGACCGUGACUUUCAAGUCACUUAUUAGUGACUGUUCAGCUCAUCAGUCGUUAACGCCUUUAAAGUACUGCAUUCUGUUUAGUCAUGUUACGAGUACCCAAAAGACAGGCUGUGUUCACAAGUGACCUUAAAGUAAUGUAAUAUUGGUAUACAAAUUAAAACCACAGUAAUCUCAAUCCUGGAUGAAUAUUUAAGUAGCUCAUCAAAGUAGUUAAUUUUACAUUUAUGUCAAUAAACGGUGAUUGAUGUUUCAAAGUACUGUAUACAGUAUAAAGUAAAUGUUAUUGAUGUGGCAACCUUUGUCACAAGUUUCAGAA
Lepisosteus oculatus (spotted gar) is the source of this 3373-nucleotide messenger RNA. The record is from RefSeq and is a predicted model, not a curated record. Lineage: Eukaryota; Metazoa; Chordata; Actinopteri; Semionotiformes; Lepisosteidae.